This is a messenger RNA of Drosophila willistoni, 803 nucleotides long. RefSeq names its product heterochromatin protein 1. NCBI's taxonomy places the organism in Eukaryota, Metazoa, Arthropoda, Insecta, Diptera, Drosophilidae. Gene Ontology annotation, molecular function: chromatin binding. Bases 90 to 620 code for a protein of 176 amino acids. The transcript has 3 exons. Gene Ontology annotation, biological process: chromatin organization; negative regulation of transcription by RNA polymerase II. Gene Ontology annotation, cellular component: nucleus; pericentric heterochromatin. The record is from RefSeq and is a predicted model, not a curated record.
CUAGUGUUGGUAUACUAAAAAAGCGUAAAACGAAAAGCACGUGUUUUUGGUAAAAUCUUGUUACAAAAACGUAUUAAAAAUAUUUUAAAAUGGAAAAUUCGUCGGACAAUGUCAAAAUUGAGGCCAAGCCACCCUCGCCUAGUAGUGAGAAACCGAAAGAGUAUACAGUAGAGAAGGUAUUGGAUUGCCGUCUACAGAAUGACAAGGUUGAAUACUUGCUAAAGUGGAAGGAUUACCCCGAAAAUGAAAGUACUUGGGAGCCGGAGGAAAACUUAAAUUGCCAAGAAUUGAUACAAGAGUAUAAACUGAGCUGCAUAGAUAGGGAAAAUGCUGCAUCCAGUGGUGAGAGUUGUCCUGCACGCAAUUUCGUUGCUGAUACCCAAGGAGCGAGUACUUUAGUCGACGGGGCAAGUGGCAACAACAAAUCCUCUCUUCGCAAUGGCUUCGAUCGUGGCCUGGAAGUUGAAAACAUUUUGGGAAUUUAUUUCGAUCAGAGUAAACAGCGCAAACUCAUUAUUAAAUUCAAAGGUGUUACGAAGCCUGAAAUAAUCUCGUCAGAACUGGCCAAUCAGAAAAUACCACGAAUGGUUAUAGAAUUCUACGCGAAACGCCUCACCUAGAAUAAUCUGUAGUAAAAGAAUGGCAAUAUAUUAAGAUAUAUGUAUGUAAUUAAGAGAAUGGCGAGAUGAAGAAUGCAGUUUUAAUUAAGACUAGUUAGUUGCAUAUAGAAUUUUAACUACCCCGCUAACUUCAAUUCCAUUAUCUAAUAUGUUUAUUCCAAUAAAGUGUUGUUAACUGGUCAA